Rattus rattus (black rat) is the source of this 1293-nucleotide messenger RNA. Its product is annotated as serine/threonine-protein kinase Nek10-like. Lineage: Eukaryota; Metazoa; Chordata; Mammalia; Rodentia; Muridae. Gene Ontology annotation, biological process: protein phosphorylation. The transcript is spliced from 13 exons. The coding region runs from base 1 to 1278 and encodes 425 amino acids. Gene Ontology annotation, molecular function: protein kinase activity; ATP binding. The record is from RefSeq and is a predicted model, not a curated record.
AUGUAUUUCAGCCCAGAGGUCCUGAAGAGCGAGCCAUAUGGAGAGAAGGCUGAUGUCUGGGCUGCAGGCUGCAUCCUUUAUCAGAUGGCGACUUUGAAUCCUCCCUUCUGUAGCACCAACAUGCUCUCCUUGGCUACUAAAAUAGUAGAGGCUGUGUAUGAGCCAGUGCCUGAAGGUAUCUACUCUGAAAAAGUGACAGAGACCAUUAGAAGAUGCCUCACUCCUGAUGCGGAAGCCCGUCCAGAUAUUGUAGAAGUUAGUUCCAUGAUAUCAGAUAUCAUGAUGAAGUAUUUAGACAGCUUGUCCACAUCCCAGCUAGCCUUGGAGAGGAAGCUGGAACGGGAGAGGAGGCGCACACAGAGAUAUUUCAUGGAAGCCAACAGGAAUGCUGUCACGUGUCACCAUGAGCUAUCUCUGCUGUCCCAGGAGACCUUUGAGAAGGCGAGCCUGAGCAGCAGCAGCAGUGGAGCAGCCAGCCUGAAAAGUGAGCUUUCAGAGAGUGCAGAGCUACCUGGGGAGGGCUGCCACAUCCCCUGUGGGAAGGAGGAGGACAGGGGCUGCGAGGAGGAGCUGUCAGAGGACAACUUCCAGCUGGAGAGUGUGGAGAAAGACCUGUAUUCUGAGCUAGAUGAGGAGCUGGACGUCUCAGACAACUGUAGCAGCUCCAGUUCAAGCCCCCUAAAGGAGUCUACAUUCAGCAUUUUAAAGAGAAGUUUCAGUGCUUCGGGAAGAGAAAGACAUUCACAGGCAAGGGACUUCAUUGGUGGACUAGGAUCAAGACCAAGACCAGCGUCUGCAGGCAUUGCUGUGUCCCAGCGGAAAGUGCGGCAGAUCUGCGACCCCAUUCAGCAGAUCCUGAUCCAGCUGCACAAAGUCAUCUACAUCACGCAGCUCCCUCCAGCUCUCCACCAUGAUCUGAAGAGAAGGGUUAUAGAAAGAUUCAAGAAGUCCCUGUUCAGCCAGCAGAGCAACCCCUGUAACCUGAAAUCCGAAAUUAAGAAGUUAUCACAGGGGUCUCCAGAACCUAUCGAACCGAACUUUCUUACCUCAGAUUACCACUUACUUCGCCAUUCAAGCGCUGCAAAAAACUGGUCCCCAAGUGACCCCACAGGUCCAUCCAGCAGCCUUGAAGUGGAAGAGGGAAUCACAUAUGAGCAGAUGCAGACUGUGAUUGAAGAAGUCCUGGAGGAAAGUGGCUAUUACAACUUUACAACUAACAGAUCUUCUAGGUGUCACUCUUAUCCAUGGGGGACCAAGAGCUACACAGCCAAAAGAUGAGAGUCCUGCAUUGGA